This is a messenger RNA of Homarus americanus (American lobster), 1444 nucleotides long. RefSeq lists its product as uncharacterized. Bases 279 to 986 code for a protein of 235 amino acids. The transcript is spliced from 4 exons. The record is from RefSeq and is a predicted model, not a curated record. NCBI's taxonomy places the organism in Eukaryota, Metazoa, Arthropoda, Malacostraca, Decapoda, Nephropidae.
CUUUUAUUCAGGAACAUUUCUUGUGUUUAGAAGAGGUAACCGCUAAUGCCCGUCAGUUGUUUUCCUCCCCUGAUCCAACUCUCUUGCCCAAGACCCCUCUGGGCAAAAAGAAAUCUCGACUGAAGAAACCUCAUCACUCAUCAAUUGCAGAAGAUGAAGUAUUUUCAUCAUCCAAGAGGUUGUCCACUUGUAACACAGGAAGCAACAUCAAUAAUCAAAGCCCUCUUGAAACACCCCCAAGGAGGGGCAGAGCUGCAUCUCGGCUCGCUCACGAGAAAAUGAAAAGGGUACCUAUGACAACAAAAAAGACAAGAGGAACAUGUCAGGUUAUUUUCAAGGGAGACUCCUUUGAAAGCAGCUCCAGUUAUAAAGAAGAAGUAAAAGGAGCAGACUCUGGUCAUGGGGAAAAUUGUGAGUCUCAUUUUGAAGAGAUGGAAUAUGAAUCAACUGUUGAUCCUUGUAAAUCAGCUGUUAAUCCUUUAGCACUAGACACACCAAGUAAGAAGAAUGAUGGUGUAAAAUGUCUAAGUGUUAAAGUCAGUCUUGAAAGAUUAUCUCAUUUACACACAUCUCAAGAAGUAGAUAGUUCAAAAGAUACAACACAAGUUACUGUUACAAAUGCAUAUCAGGAGGAAGGUGUAGGUUGUAUUAGUGAAACAACUUGUUCAUACUCUAACCUCAGGUUAGAAGACAGCGACGAUAACAAAAGCACCAGAAUAAAGGAACUGGAUGUUCAGAGAUCAGGGAAUGAGAUGUGUAAAGGCAAAGAAAAAGAAGAGCCUUUAUCUCCCAAUAAUUGUACUGAAAAUGCAUGUACAAAAUGUGAGAAUUAUGACGAGUGUAAUUCUCAAUCCAGAACCCCUGAAGAAGUUAGGAUUUUGCCAGAGCAAACAGAAAAACUUGUUACAACCAAUACCAAGUGGUCGAACCACUCGAACAAAACAAAAGGAAUUGCAGUUAUCAACACGAGGAGAUAUAACAGAUAAUAUGGUAAGCACAGCAGAUCAGCCUCAUCCCAUUCCCAAACCAAGAUUAACUCGUACAAAGCAAAAGGAGGUCUUACCAUUGCUCAAUACAAUUGAUGAAUCAGAAGGUCAGUUGUUACCACCCAUGGACUUUCCAAAACCAAGAAUGACUCGCACAAAGACUAAGGCAAAAGAACAGACUAACAAAUUUGAAAAUGUGGAAUAUGAUUCACAGUCUUCAGUAGAGGAGGGGUAUAAUACCCAUGAGAAAGCUGUUGCACAGCCAUCUGAGGAAAUCCCAAUGUCUCGUUCUACUCGUACAAAGAAAACGGUGAUAGAGGUAAUUUCCUUAACUGACACUCCAGUCAAGAAUGACAUUAAUAAAUCAGUAGACAAUGAAUCACAAAAACCAAGGACAACAAGAACAAAGAAACGAAUGUUUGACGAGUUAGGUGUAGAUCAGCCUACUAGAUCUACAA